GAACCUGACAAAACUGGCGGCGGUCUGCGGCGGUGGAAGAACCAUGGCUACUGAGAAAAACCCUAAGUUAGAUUCUUCCAAAGAAGGCGAGUCAAUUAAGAAGAAACGACAUCGUAAGAGAGGCAAGAAAUCGAAGCAGUCACCAUCUUUACUCCCAGAACGACCUACUGAAGCUACUGAAGCUGAAGAACAAGAAGAAGAAGCUACAGAGAAUGAUGAUAAAUCUGAGAAAAUAACUAAUAAGGAGAAGAAGAAGAAGUUGAAGAGGCCAAGAGAAGAUAAUGAGGACGACAAUGCAGGAGGCGGAGAAGAAGAAGGAGAAAAAGAAGAAGUGGAGGAGAUUAUGAAAGUGGUGAAGAAUAUGGGGACGGGGUCGGGAAUCAUGAGCACGGAGGCGUUCUCGUUGUUGCCGAUUUCAGAAAAUACUAUGAAAGCUAUUAAAGAGAUGAAUUUCGAAUUUAUGACCCAGAUCCAAGCCAGAGCAAUUCCACCACUUCUUGAGGGUGAAGAUGUACUUGGAGCUGCAAGGACGGGUUCUGGUAAAACACUUGCUUUUCUGAUACCAGCUGUGGAGUUGCUACAUCAAAUUCAGUUUACAGCUCGGAAUGGUACUGGUGUUGUUGUCAUUUGUCCAACAAGGGAGCUGGCCAUACAGACGCAUGCUGUAGCAAAAGUUCUGCUUAAGUAUCACUCGCAGACUCUUGGCUUAGUUAUUGGUGGUGUGGCACGACGUGGAGAGGCUGAGCGUAUUGUGAAAGGAGUAAAUCUCUUAGUAGCUACACCUGGUCGUCUUCUUGACCAUCUCCAAAAUACCAAGGGGUUUAUUUAUAAAAACUUGAAGUGCCUCAUGAUUGAUGAAGCUGAUAGGAUACUUGAAGCAAAUUUUGAGGAAGAAAUGAGGCAAAUCAUUAAAAUUUUGCCUAAGACGAGACAAACAGCUCUUUUUUCUGCCACCCAAACGAAAAAGGUUGAGGAUCUUGCUCGCUUGUCAUUUCAGAAAACUCCAGUCUACAUCGAUGUGGAUGAUGGACGAAGAAGGGUCACCAAUGAGGGGCUGGAACAAGGGUUCUGUGUUGUCGAAAGUGCCAAGAGAUUUUUACUACUGUACUCCUUUUUGAAGAAGAAUCUGACGAAGAAAGUGAUGGUUUUCUUCUCCACUCGUGAUUCCGUUAAAUUCCAUUCUGCGCUUCUGAGAUACAUACAGAUAGACUGUCUUGAUAUCUAUGGAAAGCAAAAGCAGGAAAAACGAACAUCUAGCUUUUUGGAAUUUUGCAAAGCCGAAAAAGGCAUCUUGUUAUGUACAGAUGUUGGUGCACGAGGUCUUGAUAUACCCGCUGUGGAUUGGAUCGUGCAGUAUGACCCCCCUGAUGAACCUAAGGAGUAUAUUCACCGGGUUGGUAGGACUGCACGUGGGGAAGGUGCAAAGGGGAAUGCCCUACUUUUCCUGAUGCCGGAAGAGCUAAAGUUUCUUACCUAUCUGAAGGCUGCUAAGAUACCUGUCAAAGAAUAUGAAUUCAAUAACAAGAAAUUGGCAAAUGUGCAGUCUCGCCUGGUAGAGCUGGUCUCUAAUAACUAUUAUUUGAACAAGUCUGCUAAAGAGGCUUAUAGAUCCUAUUUACUUGCCUACAACUCACAUUCUAUGAAAGAUAUUUUUAAUGUUCACCAACUUGAUCUUCAGGGUGUGGCUGCUUCAUUUUGUUUCUCUUCUCCUCCAAAGGUAAAUUUGAAUAUAGACAGUAAUGCUUCCAAGUUUCGGAAGAAAAUGCGUACCCGAAAUGGGUUUAGUGCGAGCAACCCGUACGGGAGGAAGAGUGAAGGCGAUGUACGACAGUUUGUCAGAUAUUAACAACAUGUCCGACGUCUUACUACAGCAGCAGCAGCAGCCUUGGACGCAUCGCGCCAAUUUUGUAGUGUCAUGUUAGUUGAGUUUUUAUUUGUGAGCCAUAAUGGUUAGUUUUGUGUUGAAUACAAAGAAGUGUGUUGUUGUUCAAGGUCACAUAUCUUUGUGUUAAAUACUUUGGUUUAUUCUAAUUAUCUUUUCUUACAAUAUAUUUUUAGCGCUUUUCCAUUUUGGGAGGAAAAACACUUGAAA
Molecule: messenger RNA, 2092 nt
Organism: Coffea arabica (coffee)
Lineage: Eukaryota; Viridiplantae; Streptophyta; Magnoliopsida; Gentianales; Rubiaceae
Product: ATP-dependent RNA helicase HAS1
Molecular function (GO): RNA helicase activity; ATP binding; nucleic acid binding
Source: RefSeq, a predicted model, not a curated record